GCAAACGGUCACUGCACCUUCAACUGCGACCGACUACACAUCAUGUCGAAUUUUCUUACGGAAAUCUUCUAUGUUUUGCAACCGUGGAUUCCUCAUCUUCUUUUCGUUUCAAUCGUUUUGUUUGUAUUUCAAAAGUACGGCGGUUCUCACAUUCAACCAUGGUUCUUUUCCAAAGUGUACAGUCCAUCGCUAUCCAAUUAUCACGUCAAGUUGCGCUCAAUGAAACAACAACAUUUCGAUUCGAUGAAGGAUCAGAUUUCAGCCGAUCCGAUACUAAGGAAAAAAGGCGCCCUAAGGAUACUGGAAAUCGGUCCUGGACCAGGAUUCAAUUUCGAAUUUUAUCCAGCCAAGAGUGAACUGACUGUCGUAGAAGUCAACCCGUUUUUCGAGGACCAGUUUUUCAAGAAACAAGCAGAACAUCCGCACAUCAAAAUGGAUCGUUUCGUCGUCGGAUUCGCCGAAAAUAUGAAAGGUGUUCCAGACAACAGCAUCGACAUCGUCGUAUCGACAAUGGUCCUCUGUUCCGUCCGAAGUAUUGAAGGUGCCCUGCAAGAAAUUCGUCGUGUCUUAGCUCCGGGUGGCAAAUAUUAUUAUUGGGAGCACAUUCGCGAGUAUAAAUACUUUUGGGUGCUGUUCGUCCAACAUUUGCUUUCCUACACGGUUUACGACCUAAUCUUUGGCUGCCGUUUGAACCGCAAGAGCGAUGAAGUAAUCAAAGCCAAUAAAUGCGGUUUCUCCAGUAUUGAGCAGCAACGCUUCCGCACUCCGUUGGAACCAGGUUUCGAUCAACUGUGCGUCUUUCAUAGCGCCCACGUCAAAGGAAUCGCUACCAAGUGAAAUGUAACAAAACUUUGCGCGAUUGUUGUGCCCUACUGAAUUGUAAUCACUCGUAUCAGAUCAUUGUUAAAUUAGUCUUAAACAUUAGAAAUUAUUGGUGUCCUGAAUACAACACAAUUGUAUUUCGUAUCGCAACACAAGAUUGACUAGUCGAAUUGAGUAUAGCAUUUUAUUCAUUGUCGUCAUUUUAUAUCGACGCGUAGGCUUGGCCUAUUUUACAUACAGUACCCGCCCUUAGUAUCCGAACGCUAGGGCCAUUUAACCCAGCGUCUCAUGGCGAAUGGUCUGUCGCGCGGAUAGGGAAAUCGGGUAGUAAAAAUUAAAAUAAAGCUACACAAAAAUUUUCUAGCGUUAAAUAAACAAUAAACUAUC
Daphnia magna is the source of this 1209-nucleotide messenger RNA. RefSeq names its product methyltransferase-like protein 7A. Lineage: Eukaryota; Metazoa; Arthropoda; Branchiopoda; Diplostraca; Daphniidae. Gene Ontology annotation, molecular function: S-adenosylmethionine-dependent methyltransferase activity. The record is from RefSeq and is a predicted model, not a curated record. The transcript has 3 exons. The coding region runs from base 43 to 837 and encodes 264 amino acids.